This is a messenger RNA of Elgaria multicarinata webbii, 3527 nucleotides long. RefSeq names its product lysophospholipase 1 (gene LYPLA1). The transcript has 9 exons. Gene Ontology annotation, biological process: protein depalmitoylation. Gene Ontology annotation, cellular component: cytoplasm. Gene Ontology annotation, molecular function: palmitoyl-(protein) hydrolase activity; carboxylic ester hydrolase activity. Bases 56 to 748 code for a protein of 230 amino acids. The record is from RefSeq and is a predicted model, not a curated record. Lineage: Eukaryota; Metazoa; Chordata; Lepidosauria; Squamata; Anguidae.
UUCCUCCGCUCCCUGUCAGUUUUUCACUGGCCGCUGCGGGAGGAGAAACCGGUGUAUGUGCGGCAACAACAUGUCCGCUCCGCUCCCAGCCAUCGUCCCGGCUGCCAGAAAGGCCACCGCCGCGGUCAUAUUUCUUCAUGGUUUAGGAGAUACUGGGCAUGGAUGGGCAGAAGCAUUUGCUGGUAUCAAAAGCCCACACAUAAAGUACAUUUGUCCGCAUGCGCCAGUUAUGCCAGUUUCUCUAAACAUGAAUAUGGCUAUGCCUUCUUGGUUUGAUAUUAUUGGACUUGCUCCAGAUUCACAGGAAGAUGAAGCUGGGAUCAAGCAAGCAUCAGAGAAUGUGAAAGCACUUAUAGAACAAGAAGUAAGGAAUGGAAUACCCUCAAACAGAAUAAUUUUGGGAGGAUUUUCUCAGGGAGGAGCGUUAUCUCUGUACACAGCUGUCACAACACAUCAAAAGUUAGGGGGCAUUGUAGCACUCAGCUGUUGGCUUCCACUGCGGACCUCAUUUCCACAGGGUGCCAUCAACUGUGUCAACAAAGACAUUCCCAUUCUCCAGUGCCAUGGUGAUCGUGAUCCUUUAGUCCCGUUAAUGUUUGGUUCUGUCACUUCUGAGACACUUAAGACUAUGCUAAAUCCUGGCAACAUAACUUUCAAAACUUAUUCGGGCAUGAUGCAUAGCUCGUGUAUUGAGGAAAUGAUGGAUGUGAAGCAGUUUAUUGACAAGCAACUACCUCCAGUUGACUGAAAAUAUGUGAGAAGCCUUCUGUUAAAUCCACCAGCAUUAUCUGUAUUAGAUUGUUUCUUUUCAUGCAGCCAUUUCUAAAGCAUCUCUGUGCCUACAGUGUUAUCUGUAUUGCAAAGAAUAGAUAGCUAACUUCAUGAGAAAUUAUGCUUUUUUCAUACCAUUGGCCAUGGAGGAAAGGCAUGUUGGAAUAUAAUUAGGCAUACUCUUCUAUGCUAGAUUGCUCCAAAUUUAAAGUUGUCUGUUGAUAACUGAUGACUUCUUGUUUUAAAUAAUUGCUUAAAUGAGAACAUUUUAGGUUCAAGACUUGUUUUAUUACUGCUUGCUAAAUUGACAUUCAUGUAUUGUACAUACAGUAUGUCGUAUGUAAAAUUCAAUAAGCAUGCAGUGGUAGAAUAAGUAUUCUUAAGGGUCAAGAUUAACCAAUAUUAUUGCAUGUGUAAGAAAAGACUGUUGUCCAGUCUUCAAAUUAUCCCUACAUUUGAAAUCCUUCAUCUAAUAAGUGUGUGCUAGGCUACUUUGAAAUAUUGGAAGAAAUAUUCCAUCUCUAGACAGAGUAUUCCAACUGAGCUGCCCUUAUUAAUAUGAAGUGUGACAUAAAGAUCACUAAUUAUUGUUUUAUAUAAAACUUUUAAUAAAUUGAAAAUUCAUAAAGCAUUUUAAAUUUAAGCCCUUGAAGGCUCUUCUGAAUAGCCUAGUAACUUCCUUAAUUGAGAAUUUAAAACCAGAAAAUACAUCUUAUGAACAAUUUCUCUUAAAUUGUUUUCUUUUGCUUCAGAUAAAUCCAGCAUGGUGCUGUAACUGCACAACCACUGCUAUAAUAGAGCAGUGCAUUGCAAUCACUUAUGCCUUCACACUUGGCUUUUCCUUUAAGUUCUUAAUAAAACUUGAACUUCUUGUCAAAACAAAACAUGUAUUCCCCUCCCACCAAGAUACCAAAUAACAAGCUCUGACAAAUGUUUGAGAAAAAUAUUCUGUCUUACAACUUGCCAUAUACAUAUAAAAUAAAACUCAAAAGAUUCCUUAGUAACUUGUGUAGCAUAAGCUCAGAAUUGUUCUACAGAUAGUAUUACAGAUUUGGUGAUGGGAUUGUAGAUGCAUGAAAAAAUUGAGUAUGUUCACUCUCUUCCAGGCCCUGCUAUUUUGUUGAUUGCCUUAGGAUUUCAUUGCUAGUACAUGCUAUUCUUGAUGUUGGAAUUACUACUGCUAGGAUUUCUUCUGUUUUCAGUUUGCUUUAUGCAUACAAUUUUUAUUUUUCCAAGCAUAGACAUGCAAUCUAACCUGUCACUUUAUUACAUCUGCAGUCAAGACAAGCAUUUAAUUCGUAAGAACUGCAGUUGAGGUUAUGGUGUCUCAAGGACGUUUGAUCUUUUCCUAUCCAUCUUGUGGUUGUGCCUCACAUUCCUUGACCCUUUCUGGGCCUUCUGAAGCUUAUCAGACUGAGGGUCACCUGUAUACUCGCAGAAUUGAGCAGCAAAGCUGUUCCUGGAUAGUACCACUUCAGGUUGCAAGCAAAAGAACCAUGGUUCAAUGUUCAUAUAUUUUUAGGAGAACUUCCCUGCAUGGCCACACCAAGGAGCUUUCAACCUAGCCAUUUCCUUUAAAUUGUGAUUUCCCAGCGGGUAAUGUUGAAUGGAAGAGCAUUGAGAUAUGCAACCUCCCCAUCUAUAGCUUGCAACAAUACAAUUCAACAACAGCUACGCCACUUGAUUCUGCUGAUUACAACUUGGCCCUUAAAAGCAGUAAAUGAUUCUAUAGUCAAAGUUUUGCCUCUGAGGUAUUUCAAUACUCGGUAUCUCUGCUAGUACGCUGCAAGAGUUGUUGAACAUAGGAUUUGAAUAUGAAACCAGUGUGACUUUUCUCAGUGUUUAUCCUGUUUUUACUGGAGAAUAGUUUUCUAUAUAAAUAUUUGCUCCUAGAAGAAAGUGGUCUGGCAGUGUUCAACCACUUUCUGGUAAUGUGUGCGCAAGUUUUCAGAACCUUGCUUUCUAAAUUGAAGGUAGUCUACUAAACAGUGUUUCUUAUGGAAUAGUCACUGCAUAGAUACGUAUUUCUCUUUAAAAUCAGAAGUGCAAAUAGAUAUUUUGAUUUACUAUAUUAUAUUUAUCUUAUCAAUUUAAAGAAUUUGUGAAACUACUGAAAUUGAAAUAGUACCCAAUAAGAAGGGAUGUUCAGUUCACUAUGGAAUUUGACAUCUAACAUUUUGCCAAAAAUCAUUUUUAUAUCCAAUAUUAGAUGACUUAAUUGAAGUAUUUGUGUGAAAUACUUAAUUGCCAAUUUAAUAAUUUUAGCCAUAUUGUAUAUCAUAGCCCAACUGCUGCGACAAUAAAGGCAAAACCGAUGGCUUCAUUAGGAAUUUUGCCAUGAUAGAGUGUAGCUUUUGGGUUUUCCUGAAGUGUUGUAUAAUGUCCAAUGCAGUGAAUUGCUGAAGGAGUACUGUACUCUGUGACUUGUAUUUUAGAUCUGUUAAUUAAAUGUUUGCCUUAAUGAAGUGUAUUGCUCUUCAUUAAAGUGCAAAAUGCAUCUUUUUAUAAAUAGGUGCUAUUGACUCUCAAAUAUAAUUUAAGAAUGUAUGUAUAGGAUGUCAAUGAAGCCAUAUGUUUAGGCCGGGAUAUUUUAUAAAAUACUACUAUAAUUUGGCUUUCCUUUAUCCUCAGUUGUAGAAAUCCAUAGUUAACAUCUUGAUUUUAUAUUAACUGUUUAUGGUAAGAAAUCUGUUGUUGAAAUGGCCUUCUUGUAAUUGUAACCUUUCUGUUACUGUGAAAUAAAUUCUGAACAAUCA